GGCAACAGGUGGAUGGAGGAAGAAAAAGUAACAUCCACUAACAAAGACAACGUGGAGGAGAAAGAUGGUAGCUCAUUUGACAGUGUAAAGGAGACUCAAUCUGUUUCUUAUUCUGUGUGGAAGAGUAGUGCUUACUAUUGGCUGUUCAGUGCACUCUGUUGCCGUUGGAAAUGAAGUGGGGCAACACCUGAGAAGGAGGCUGUUCGGGAGCAGAAAGGGAAUGCUUUCUUUCUGGAGAAUUGAGCCGCUGUUAUCCUCACCUGGUGGAUGUAAGGGGGGGAGAGGGACAGAGGCCUGAUUGGAGGGAACAUUCUGGGCUUGACUGAAAGACCUGUGCUCCAUUCUCAGCUCUGAGGUGGUUAUAUGGCCAGAAGGAAAUCCUGUAUCACCUGAUCAACAAAAGAAUGCUAUUUUCCACACCUGUGCUGUGACCUACUACAGGACUGAAGCUACUGUAUAUGGGAGAGCCUUCUCUGGCCUAGGAGGAUUUAGAAGUCACUAAGCGACAGGUACAAGUCAACAAGAGACCCUAGGUCAUCUGUGAUUAUAACCUAGCCACAACCAUCAAGGGAUAGGCUUGUAAGGCAGACAUCACACACUUGCUUAUAACACAGUUAUAACAUAGUCAUAGCAUUGUGACGUGACACUAAGUCAGUGUCUUGGUGUGGCUCCCAGGCCCGGACAGCCCACUCCUCUUCACGAUGCAGCAGCCAACUGGAGGAGUAGAGCUGCAGGACGAAUCCUUUGAUUUCCUGUUCAAGAUCAUCCUGAUUGGAGAUUCUAACGUGGGCAAGACCUGCGUGGUCCAGAGCUUCAAGUCAGGACAGUUCUCAGAGAGGCAACAGAACACCAUAGGAGUGGACUUCACCGUGCGGACAGUGGACAUCGACGGCAAGAGAAUUAAGAUGCAGGUAUGGGACACGGCUGGACAGGAGCGUUUCCGGACCAUCACCCAUAGUUACUACCGCAGCGCCCACGGCGCCAUGAUCGCCUAUGACAUCACACGCCACGGAACCUUUGACUCCGUGUCCAAUUGGAUCAGGGAGGUGGAGCUGUACGGCGCGGCCAAUGUAGUGCUCUGUCUCAUUGGUAACAAGUCUGACUUGGAGUCUGAGCGUCGGGUGUUGUUCCAGGAGGCAUGCUGUAUGGCUGAGGAGAGAGGCCUCCUGGCAGCGUUAGAGACCUCAGCUAAGGAGGCCCAGAAUGUGGACGAUGCCUUCAUGAUGAUGGCCCGCGAGCUGCUGGCACGCAACGGCAUGGCCGUCCGGCAACAGGCCCCUAGCAACAAUGACUCGCCCCGCGUCCUGCUCCGAGCCAACUCACGACCAAUCAACGGGCCAGCGGUGAUCACAGACAACAAGACGUGUUGCUGACAUAGAGAGGAGGAAGGACAACAGAGGGAGUUUAAGAAUGGAUACCUGGGGGGACUGUGCCACUGUGUUACCUGCAAGAGGACAGAAUAAGGCAGGGAUCAUCAACUAGAUUCAGCCACGGGAAGAUUUCUUUCUGGAACGGAUGGUCGGGGGGCCGGAACACAAUUACAAUUAAUUUGUAAACCACAAAUUGACCGCAAGAAGCCCAAACAGAUAUAGUUUGACUAAAACAUAAUCAUUUCAAACCUGGCUCACAUUUGUUCACGUUCACGUGUCUCUCUAUUAUGCGUGGGAAUACUUGGGAACAUAUUUCAUAAAUUAAAAUCACUUGGAGCUGAUUUCCUGCUGUUUCUACAGUCUUUAAUGUCCAACAAUGAAAAUUACACAAAGAAAUAUAUAUAUAUAUAUAUAUAUGUCUUCUUUCUUUUUACUUGGGGGGCUAAAUAAAACCACCCGCGGGCCGCCAGCUGGGGAACCCUGGAAUAGGGGAAGCUGAGACCGUUACAGGCAGUACACAUACUCCUUUAUUGUGGGUGACUUUAGGUGCUAUUGAACUAUGACCUAUGCAGUGGUGUAGCGUAGUUUCUCAACCCCCCCCCCCCCCACAAGUUCCGAGCAAUUUAAUUAAAAAAAUGCUGUGUAGCGUUUUUAUAGCUGAGUUCUUUUCUGUGUUCUGCUGAGAGAACAGGUUGCUGUUUCAGAGUUCAGGGGUUCUUCAAAGACGGGACAAGACGGGUCUUAAUAUCACAAAAUGUGAAAUAUAUAUUUUGAUCAACCAAAGUAUCAGCUAUCACACCAUGUAAAUGAAUAACUUCCUAAUGACAUUCUUAAUAUAUCAUCCAAUGCAACUAACUGGAUUUAUGUCAACUCCGUCAAACACCAUAAAAGGCAUUUUCAUUUACAAUUAUUAAGUGUUUAAAACGGCCUUGGAUUGUUUCACUCUAACAUUAGAUUAUUCAAAUAUGUCAUAUAAAUCUCCAAACUUCUUUUUGUUUAGUUUUCUAGAUUUAGGACAUUAAACAACAUUUAUAAAAUAAACAUCACCCCUAGGUCUAAAAUAGCAAAUAUUAGAAUUGUUUAAGCAUCUGUUGCAGAACAAUUCAAAUAUUUUGUCUGAAUAUUGACAACAACAACAAAAUCUUAAGGGGGUUAGCCAUCAGUGACGGAGUUGACAAGCCACUGAUGUAGUUGGCAACGGAUACUGAUACUGCCUCUAAAAAUACAAGUUCAAUACAAACAUUUGUAAAAUAUGGAAAAUGAUUAAUUUCAGCAUUCUGACAGAGUUGAUGCUUAACAGAGUGGACAAAAAUGUAUGCUUAAUUCAAGUGGUAUUACACAGUAGCAAUUAUGUUUUACUCAGUUGCUUUAUGACUCUAAAACCUCAGUUAAAGAAUAUUUCUCUCAAAACCUGAGAUUUGGUGAACUCUGUCAGAUUAGUCUAAAAUCUCAAAAGAAUCAGGCUUGAGUAGGGUCAGCUAUGCCAUAAGGACCCCUUGUCCAUCUCCUCGUUAGAUUACGAUAAAUUCAUAUUCUUGGUUAAAAUAUGUUACAUUUAAGUCACAGAGGGCUAUUGCAUUAAACUACAUAAGAUCAUGUUUCAGUUAAUAUCCAUUAUUGGCGUUUUUUUCCUAUAAUUUUUGUGAGUUUGAAAUUGGGAUCCUUUGCUCAGGACAGGGCAUUUCCAGGCAUAGAGCCGACAUGGAAAUGAAUAAUAUUGAAAGUAUUUAGAAUAUUUGAAAAAAAAACUAAUAUUGUGGGUGUGUGUGCUAUGCCAGUGGAUCUAUGACACUGUGAACUUGUGAG
Salvelinus fontinalis (brook trout) is the source of this 3176-nucleotide messenger RNA. Its product is annotated as ras-related protein Rab-19-like. Lineage: Eukaryota; Metazoa; Chordata; Actinopteri; Salmoniformes; Salmonidae. Gene Ontology annotation, cellular component: trans-Golgi network. Gene Ontology annotation, molecular function: GTP binding; GTPase activity. Bases 702 to 1373 code for a protein of 223 amino acids. The record is from RefSeq and is a predicted model, not a curated record. The transcript is spliced from 3 exons.